CCAAUUUCUCUCACAAACCAAAAUAAAACAAGCAAGCAAGAAAUGGAAAAAACCUCACCAAUACUUCUUCUCCUUCUUGUUUCUUCACUUUCAUUGGCAUCCUCAAACUCACUCCAGGCCACCUUUGUUCAAUGCCUAUCAAACCACUCAAUUCCACAAAACCAAAUCACAGCCAUACUCUACACACCAAACAACCCCUCAUUCCCAACCAUCCUCCAAUCCUACAUCCGCAACCGCCGCUUCAACACCUCCACCACCCCAAAACCCCUCCUCAUCAUCACCGCCCUCCUCGAUACCCACGUCCAGGCCGCCGUCCUCUGCUCCAAAACCACCAAAAUCCAGCUCAAAAUCCGUAGCGGCGGCCACGACUUCGACGGCCUCUCAUACGUCUCCACCACCCCUUUCAUAAUCCUCGACAUGUUCAACCUCCGCUCCAUCUCUAUCAAUAUUAUUACAAACACUGCUUGGGUUGAUGCAGGCGCCACGUUGGGCGAGCUGUACUUCAAAAUAGCAUCAUUGAGCAAAACCCGUGGUUUUCCCGCCGGAGUUUGCCCCACCGUCGCCGCCGGAGGCCACUUCGCCUGCGGCGGCUACGGCAACAUGUUGCGAAAGUACGGGUUAUCGGCCGAUAACGUGAUCGAUGCCCGAAUUGUCGAUGUUAACGGGCGAGUUUUGGACCGGAAAACCAUGGGGGAGGACUUGUUUUGGGCGGUGAGAGGUGGCGGCGCCGCCAGCUUCGCGGUGGUGCUGUCGUACAAAAUUAGGCUAGUUCCGGUGCCGGAAACCGUGACGGUUUUCCGGGUUGAGAGGACAUUGGAACAGAAUGCGAUAGAGAUUGUUAAUCGUUGGCAAUUGGUAGCAGAAAAGAUUGAUAGAAAUCUAUUCAUAAGACUUCGUUUGUCACCUAGUACUACAAAACAAAACAAUGCAAAGACAAUCAAAGCAUCAUUCGUUUCAUUGUUUCUUGGUGAUUCACAAAACCUCAUGGAUGUGAUGAACAAAGAGUUUCCUGAAUUGGGUUUAAAAAAACAAGACUGCAUAGAAAUGAGUUGGAUUCAAUCAGUGCUCUACUGGGCAAAUUUCAACAACAAUACCUCAACACUUGUCUUGCUCAAUAGAAUCACCCACUUGGAUAGUUUUCAAAAAAGAAAAUCAGAUUAUAUCCAAACCCCAAUUCCCAAACAUGGGUUAGAAUUGAUUUGGAAAAAAUUGAUUGAAUUGGGGGAAACAGAACUAGUCUUCAACCACUAUGGUGGGAGAAUGAGCGAAAUUCCGGUGGCGGCAACACCGUUCCCUCACCGGGCCGGGAACAUAUUCAAACUCCAGUAUUCUGUGAAUUGGAAAGAUGAAGGAGUUGAUGCAUACAACAACUAUAUGGGUCAGAUUAGAGAGCUAUAUAGUUUCAUGACUCCAUUUGUGUCAAAGUCACCUAGAGAAACAUUUCUAUGCUAUAGAGACCUUGAUAUUGGAAUCACACACAAUGGUGAGGGUAGUUAUGAUGAAGGUAAGGUCUAUGGGUUGAAGUAUUUCAAGAGUAAUUUUGAUAGGUUGGUGAAGGUGAAGACCAUGGUUGAUCCAGAGAAUUUCUUCAGAAAUGAACAGAGCAUCCCUACAUUUCCAUCCAUGGGGAGGAUCAUCAGAGGAAACUAGAGAUGGAGAUAGCUUGGUGUGUCAUAGUUUUAGUUUGGGGUGGAAUAGGUUUGCGCAUGUGUUGUUUGGUGCAACUUAUCACUUUUAUAAUUUUUUUUUUUAAUUGUGUAUUUAGUGUAAUUUCUGUUUAUAACUUAUAAUAUAUAAAUAAUUUAAAUAAGUUAGG
Messenger RNA from Camellia sinensis, 1816 nucleotides. The record is from RefSeq and is a predicted model, not a curated record. Lineage: Eukaryota; Viridiplantae; Streptophyta; Magnoliopsida; Ericales; Theaceae.